This is a messenger RNA of Hordeum vulgare subsp. vulgare (domesticated barley), 1541 nucleotides long. Its product is annotated as proline-rich receptor-like protein kinase PERK2. The annotation marks the transcript as partial. The transcript is spliced from 3 exons. The record is from RefSeq and is a predicted model, not a curated record. NCBI's taxonomy places the organism in Eukaryota, Viridiplantae, Streptophyta, Magnoliopsida, Poales, Poaceae.
CUUGACCCGCCCCCCGCCCCCGCCCCCGCCCCUUCCCUCAAUCGCUCCUCACCUCCUCUCCCACCCCCGAUUCACUCGCGGCCGCAGUCACCAUCUUCCCCACCGCCAACCUCCCUCCCACCCCGGUGCCUCUCUAUCCGGCCACCGCCGCCCCAUCCUCACACCCUCCCGCUCCCCUUCCCCUCACCUUCUCCCCCUGCCCUAAGGUCAGUCGCCGCUGCAACCACCGUAUUCCCCACCACCAACCUCCCACCCCCGAUGCCCCUCUCUCUGGCCAUCGCCGACCUCCUCCCCCUCCUACCCCCGGUGCCCCUCUCUCAGGCCACCGCCGCCCCAUCCUCAUACCCUCCCGCUUCCCUUCCCCUCACCUUAUCUCCCCGCCCCAAGGUCAGUCGCCGCCGCAACCACCAUAUUCCCCACCACCGACCUCCUGCCCAUCCCACCCCUGGUGACCCUCUCUCUGGCCAACGCCGCCCCAUCCUCACACCCUUCCCCUCCCCUUUCCCUCACCUUCUCUUCCUACCCUAAAGUCCUAGAUCGGGAUCGGGAUCGGGCAGGAGACGACCUGCAUCCAUCCAACCUCUAGGUCGGCAUGGAUACAGAGGUGAUUGAGGUCGGCACCAUGAUCGAGCGUUGGGACAUGAGGUAGUAUCAUCGUGGUUCUUCUCUGCUCCGUCAUCAAGGCUUCGAGCGGACAGGAGGCGGCCUCCGUGCGCCAAGGUCGGCGACAUCAGGAGGGUCGGUUGUCAUCCUACUCCUCUGCUCCACCGCGUCAUGGACACUAGUCCCGGACGGUGAGGCGUUUCUGGGCGGAGCGGAGGGAGGCCGGAGCUUGGAGCACGACGGCUGGUGGACGCGGCAUGGUGUCGGGUACCUGUGAGAGAGGAGCGAGAUAAGCGGGAGAGGAAAGGGACCACGAGAGGAAGGAGAUGGGAUGCUGGAGGGAGAGAGAAUGGAGCGGCGAGAUGUGGGGGUGCUCCAGUUGCUGCUGCUCGCUGGCCAUCGGUUGGCCGGAAUUGCGGCCCCGUGCAUCACGUGGUGAAGCCAAGGUCCAGAAUUGUUCGAGUAAAGGAGCUACCCUUGGACACACGUGGUCUGAAGAGCUUAAUUUGCAGAAACUCCAUCCACCCGUCAAACUGUUCAUCUGUAAAAAAUUGUGCGCAUUGGCAUAUUCAUGUUGAUCAAGAUGGUGUUGUGGACUCGUGAAUAGUUCCCCCGAAGACUUCUCUACCGAGCCACAACAGGAUGUUCAGUUGCCUCACCACUAAUUGAAGAUAGAUUGUCAAGUGGAGGAUGUUCAGCCUCUUUCGGUCGGUCGGACCGACGAGAUUAUUUCUGUUUAGCUGCAGAGAAACUCAGUGAUUCACUUGUCUGAUUCAGUGCUUUGCCAGAUAAAAAAUAGAAUCUUUCUAAGUAGCACAUGUCCUUAACUUUUUUAUAAUAAUGGAGAUGGUAUAUACUCCGAAGGCAUGAAGACAUGUAUUUAAUAAUGCUCCAGGUGAGAUAUAUGCAUGUGUUAUGGAUUUUGGUUUCGAGGAAAA